Necator americanus (New World hookworm) is the source of this 228-nucleotide messenger RNA. RefSeq lists its product as uncharacterized. Bases 1 to 228 code for a protein of 75 amino acids. The record is from RefSeq and is a predicted model, not a curated record. The transcript has a single exon. Lineage: Eukaryota; Metazoa; Nematoda; Chromadorea; Rhabditida; Ancylostomatidae.
AUGUGGAUCUCAAAACAUGCUAAACGCCCUCGAGGAAGUCCGCCGACGAGAUGGGGUGAUGUGUUUGUAUGGAUGGGCCAGCUGAGAGCUCAGCUGGAUACGGCUCAAGGACGUCUUCAACGCCACUCACGAAACUUGAGAACAUGGCGAGGGAACGAAACGAGUGGAAGAGACGCUAGGGCCUGCACGUCCAAUGAAGAUGGGCCAUCCAAGUAUAUAAGUGAUUAA